This is a messenger RNA of Erythranthe guttata (spotted monkey flower), 1178 nucleotides long. RefSeq lists its product as uncharacterized. The record is from RefSeq and is a predicted model, not a curated record. NCBI's taxonomy places the organism in Eukaryota, Viridiplantae, Streptophyta, Magnoliopsida, Lamiales, Phrymaceae.
UAUUUGUUUAGAUCAUAAUGUUUUAUCCAAAAUUCUAACAAAAAUGUGAAGGCAACUACUAAAGUUGGAUAUGGGGUGUAUAGAUUAAAAUAAUAUAACAAUUAAUUAUACAAGGUCUAAUUGUAAUUAACCGUUGAAAAUAUGAAAGGGAUAGUGGUUGGAUUCUGAUUGGGUAAUAAUGAAAGGAGGUUACUCCUCCAAAAACCCUAUAAAUAAUACAAGUUGAAGAGCAUGUAUGUAUAAUUUGAAGAGCAAUAUAUAGAUUCAUAAAAGUAAAUAAUAAAAUAAUGGAUGCAAGUUCAUCAUCGCAGCCGAGGAGUGUACGGCAUACCACCCAUCCCGGACACCUACUCAAGCUCGUCUACGACCCAGACGAAUUCGUAUGCGACGGUUGCGAUGGGCUAGGGUCCGGGUCCAGUUACAGCUGCUACCCAUGCGGUUUUAACCUCCACGAAUUCUGCGCCACGUGUCCGUCCACCACCGAAUCGGUCUUCCACCCCAGGCACCCACUAACCCUAGUCAACCUGCCGAUGGUGAACAACCGGGUCUGCGACCUGUGCGGGGACUACGUGUGUGGGCUCUUCUACACGUGCCGCCCGUGCGGCUUCGACGUGCACCCGCUAUGCACGCAGCUGCCCGUCCACGUGAAACUCCCGAUGCACCGCCAUAGCUUGAAACUGAAGCCAGGAGCCGUGACCGCUUGUGAUCUCUGCGAUGAAGAUUGUACCUCUUGGAGGUACAGCUGCGGUAAUUGCCAAGUUGAUAUCCACCUCGAGUGUGCUCUUGAAGAUGACGAUGAUGAUGAAAUCGUAGAGCCGCCGCCGCCGCCGCCGCGGAAGGCGGUUUCUGGUGGCUAUUACCGUGAGCCGCCCCCGAUGUCGAUGGGGUACAACAAUCAAUAUCGGCCGCCGCCUCCGAGGAUGGGGUACAACAAUCAAUAUCAGCCGCCGCCUCCGAGGAUGGGGUACAACAAUCAAUAUCAGCCGCCCCCGCCGAGGAUGGGGUACAACAAUCAAUAUCAGCCACCGCCGGGGUGCAGUCAGCAGUCACGGAGGGUUAUGCCGGCUGAACGGCAGAAAAGUAGCGGAAACAAAAAGAAAAAGAUUUAUUCUAUUGUGGGUAGGUUUGCCCUCAACACAUUGGCAACUUCCAUUACUGGAAUUCCCAUGGGCUUCUGA